Messenger RNA from Botrytis byssoidea, 801 nucleotides. RefSeq lists its product as uncharacterized. Bases 1 to 801 code for a protein of 266 amino acids. The record is from RefSeq and is a predicted model, not a curated record. Gene Ontology annotation, cellular component: cytoplasm. The transcript is spliced from 3 exons. Gene Ontology annotation, molecular function: phosphatase activity. NCBI's taxonomy places the organism in Eukaryota, Fungi, Ascomycota, Leotiomycetes, Helotiales, Sclerotiniaceae.
AUGGGUUUCUGGUCAUCGCGAAAAUCAUCUCCUUCCCCGUCCACAACACAACGGGAGAAUGGUAAAUCGAAACCAAAACCGGCUCCGAAGAAAGCAGUUCCUCCUCCUUCUAAACCCAAAUCGAAACCCAAACCCAAACCCAAACCUCGUCCAGGAAGAAUAAUCGUACAUUUUGUUCGUCACGCCGAAGGCUACAACAACCUGCGCGAGCGCGGCGCCGGAGACCUCACCGAUCCGCUCCUCACACCCCAUGGCAAAUCCCAAUGUCUAACGCUCCGCACACAAUUCGCGCAUCUCCAUCCCCAACACAUCCUCUGCUCGCCGCUACGACGCACGCUGCAGACGGCACUGCUCGCUCUCUCCCCCCGCACCCGCAUCCCCAUCACCGUCGACCCGGAUCUGCGCGAAUACGGGUCCGUGCCGAAUUGCACGGGGUCGCCGGUGGCGGAGCUGAAGAGGAAACAUGAGGGUGUAAAGUUGAAGAUGGAUUUUGAGAGGGUGGAAGACGGGUGGGAGAGGAAUGUAGAGAGGGAUGGGCGGUUUGUGGAGGGGAGAUGGAGGAGGAGUCGCGAGCAGAAGGAGAGGAGUCAGCGGGUUUUGAAGAGAUUGUGGGAGUUGGGGAGGGAGGGGGUGAAGGCGGCCGAAGGCGAUGUGGAGAUUUUGGUUAUUUCACAUGGAGAUUUUUUGCAUGGGUUGACGGGGGAUUACUGGCACAACGCCGACAUCAUCUCCCUCACCAUGAUAAAAAGUAGUCGUGGCUAUGGAUUUAUCGAUCCGCCGAAUCGGUUUGCGUAUCAUUGA